Molecule: messenger RNA, 648 nt
Organism: Phytophthora infestans T30-4
Lineage: Eukaryota; Oomycota; Peronosporomycetes; Peronosporales; Peronosporaceae
Exons: 2
Coding region: 1-648 (215 amino acids)
Source: RefSeq, a predicted model, not a curated record
AUGAAGGCAAGUCAAGUUGGCUCGAGUUCUGGGGUCAAGGAGUCGGAGGUUCAGUACGGACAAGCAGCGACCUCAGUGUCAAGACCCAGUGCUUCCGCUUCAAGUUCGCGCGGGACUUUUAGCUGUCGAAGAUGGAGAUUGUUAACUGGAAAACCCAGAGAUGAUGCAGUAAUGACCACCAACCCACGAGCAGCUUCAUCCACCUCUCGAAGAGUGCAGCGACCUUCCACGGCUGCAGUGGAUUCCAAUAAUUGGGCCACUGCGGCGACACCAUUUGCAGCUUUACUUCCACCCGACACCGUCGUCCCAAUUACUUCACGAAAAUCUGUGACCACUGCCGUGUUAACUUCAGCAAUUUCAAAAGAAAAGCACAAGGAAUUUGACCGUGAAAUGGCCAUUUGUGAGCGCAAACAUGCUAAGGCGAUGGACAAAAUGGCAACAAGAAUCUACCAGACCAAAAGAUUUGGAGACGAACGCACAGAAUCAGCUAGAAGUCAAAGAACGCGAGAGAAAAAGACACUAAAAGACCAAAUCUAUCUGCCGGUUUUGUGUCAAACACGAUCGAAUGAGCUUCGAUAUUUAUCACCUCGUGUAGCCAAGAAUGAAGCUUCUAUCGUCACAGUUCGACGAACUUCGAGCAAAUCUUGA